CGACCUCGGCGGCGCCGCGCGGCGGAGACGGUUGCGCUUGCUCGCGGUCUCGGCGUCAUGGCGGCUGCCGGCGGCCGAUAAGCGGCGGGGCGGGAGCGCGGACGGAGGAGGCGCCCUCGGUACUUCCCGCUCGGCCUCGGCGCCCGGAGAUGAACUGAUCGUGGGACCCGCUCCGCCGCCAACCCCCGCGCGUCUCCGCCCGCGGCCUCCCCUCCCCCCUCCGCCGUCGGCGGCGCGGGUCCCGCGGCCUGGGCGUCCAGGAUCGCGGGCCCCGCGCGGGGCAUCCUCCACCCGAGGCGCCGGCCCGCGCCACCCUCCGCCCCAAGCCGGCCGGUUACUCAGAGAGGAGUCCCAGGAAGCCUGUGAAUGUUGAAGAAAAUUCAUCUUUGAAAUUUUGAUAUUCGAGGAAGUUGACGUUUGUAUUCAUCUUUUAGUAAAGUGGGAAGAUUUGUGUUGAAUUUUAAAACUACCUGAUAUUUACAAUGAAUGGACACAGUGAUGAAGAAAGUGUUAGAAAUGGCAGUGGAGAAUCAAGCCAGUCGGAAGACGAUUCUGGGUCAGCAUCAGGCUCUGGAUCCGGCUCAAGUUCUGGCAGCAGCAGUGGUGGAAGCAGCAGCCAAUCUGGGAGCAGCGACUCUGAUUCUGGUUCUGACUCAGGAAGUCAGUCAGAGUCUGAGUCAGAUACAUCCCAAGAGAACAAAGUCCAAGCAAAACCACCAAAAGUCGAUGGAGCCGAGUUUUGGAAAUCUAACCCUAGUAUUCUGGCUGUUCAGAGAUCGGCAAUGCUUAAGAAGCAGCCGCCACAGCCGCAGCCGCCGCAUCCAGCUUCAUCUAACAGUGGAUCAGAAGAGGAUUCCUCUAGCAGCGAAGACUCGGAUGGCUCCUCCAGUGAGGUCAAGAGGAAAAAACAUAAUGAUGAAGAUUGGCAAAUGUCUGGCUCAGGAUCCCCAUCUCAGUCUGGUUCAGAUUCAGAAUCUGAAGAUGAGAGAGAGAAAAGCAGCUGUGAUGAGACAGAAUCUGACUAUGAGCCAAAAAACAAAGUCAAAAGCAGGAAACCUCAGAGCAGAUCUAAGUCAAAAAAUGGAAAAAAAAUUCUUGGACAAAAAAAGAGACAGAUUGAUUCGUCUGAAGAUGAGGAUGAUGAGGAUUAUGAUAAUGAUAAACGAAGCUCUCGCCGCCAAGCCACGGUCAAUGUGAGCUACAAGGAAGAUGAAGACAUGAAAACAGACUCUGAUGACCUGCUGGAAGUCUGUGGAGAGGAUGCUCCUCAACCUGAGGAGGAGGAGUUUGAAACAAUAGAAAGGUUUAUGGAUUGCAGAUUUGGGAGGAGAGGAGCUACUGGUGCUACUACAACCAUUUAUGCUGUUGAAGCAGAUGGUGACCCCAAUGCAGGAUUUGAAAAAAACAAAGAGCCAGGAGACAUACAGUAUUUAAUUAAAUGGAAAGGAUGGUCACACAUCCACAACACUUGGGAGACAGAAGAAACCCUCAAGCAGCAGAAUGUUAGAGGGAUGAAAAAAUUGGAUAAUUAUAAGAAAAAAGAUCAGGAAACAAAAAGAUGGCUGAAAAAUGCUUCUCCAGAAGAUGUGGAAUAUUAUAAUUGUCAGCAAGAACUUACAGAUGAUCUACACAAACAGUAUCAGAUAGUGGAGCGUAUAAUUGCUCAUUCCAAUCAAAAAUCAGCAGCUGGUCUUCCUGAUUAUUAUUGCAAAUGGCAGGGGCUUCCAUACUCAGAGUGCAGCUGGGAGGAUGGAGCUCUCAUCUCCAGAAAGUUUCAGACGUGCAUCGAUGAAUAUUUUAGCAGGAAUCAGUCAAAAACUACUCCUUUUAAAGAUUGCAAAGUAUUGAAACAAAGACCAAGAUUUGUAGCUCUGAAGAAGCAACCAUCCUAUAUUGGAGGACAUGAGGGUUUAGAAUUGAGAGACUAUCAGCUGAAUGGUUUAAAUUGGCUUGCUCACUCUUGGUGCAAAGGAAAUAGUUGCAUACUUGCUGAUGAAAUGGGCCUUGGAAAGACAAUACAGACGAUCUCAUUCUUGAACUAUUUGUUUCAUGAACACCAAUUGUACGGACCUUUUCUAUUAGUUGUACCGCUCUCCACUCUCACUUCCUGGCAAAGAGAGAUUCAGACAUGGGCAUCUCAGAUGAAUGCGGUGGUUUAUUUAGGUGACAUUAACAGCAGAAAUAUGAUAAGAACUCAUGAAUGGAUGCAUCCCCAGACCAAACGAUUAAAAUUUAAUAUACUUUUAACAACCUAUGAAAUUUUAUUGAAGGAUAAGGCAUUCCUUGGUGGUCUAAAUUGGGCAUUUAUAGGUGUUGAUGAAGCACAUCGAUUAAAAAACGAUGAUUCCCUGCUGUAUAAAACUUUAAUUGAUUUUAAAUCUAAUCAUCGUCUUCUUAUCACUGGAACUCCUCUACAAAACUCCCUGAAAGAGCUCUGGUCAUUGCUACAUUUCAUUAUGCCAGAAAAGUUUUCUUCAUGGGAAGAUUUUGAAGAAGAACAUGGUAAAGGCAGAGAAUAUGGUUAUGCAAGCCUCCACAAGGAGCUUGAGCCAUUUCUGUUACGCCGAGUUAAGAAAGAUGUGGAAAAAUCUCUUCCUGCCAAGGUUGAGCAAAUCUUAAGGAUGGAAAUGAGUGCUUUACAGAAACAAUAUUACAAAUGGAUUUUAACUAGGAAUUACAAAGCCCUCAGCAAAGGUUCCAAGGGCAGUACCUCAGGCUUUUUGAACAUUAUGAUGGAGCUAAAGAAAUGUUGUAACCAUUGCUACCUCAUUAAACCGCCAGAUAAUAAUGAAUUCUAUAAUAAACAGGAGGCCUUACAACACUUAAUCCGUAGUAGCGGAAAAUUAAUUCUUCUAGACAAGCUGUUAAUUCGCCUAAGAGAAAGAGGCAACCGAGUGCUCAUUUUUUCUCAGAUGGUGCGGAUGUUAGAUAUACUUGCAGAAUAUUUGAAGUAUCGUCAAUUCCCCUUUCAAAGAUUAGAUGGAUCAAUAAAAGGGGAGCUGAGGAGACAAGCUCUAGACCAUUUCAACGCCGACGGGUCAGAGGAUUUCUGCUUUUUGCUUUCUACAAGAGCUGGGGGGUUAGGUAUUAACCUAGCCUCUGCUGACACUGUUGUUAUAUUUGAUUCUGAUUGGAAUCCGCAAAAUGAUCUUCAGGCUCAAGCAAGAGCUCAUCGAAUUGGGCAGAAGAAGCAGGUGAAUAUAUAUCGUUUAGUAACAAAGGGAUCAGUUGAAGAAGAUAUUCUUGAAAGGGCCAAAAAGAAAAUGGUUUUAGAUCAUCUUGUGAUUCAAAGAAUGGACACGACCGGGAAGACGGUGCUGCACACAGGUUCUGCCCCGUCAAGUUCUACCCCCUUUAAUAAAGAGGAGUUAUCUGCAAUUUUAAAGUUUGGUGCUGAGGAGCUUUUUAAGGAGCCUGAAGGAGAAGAGCAAGAGCCCCAGGAAAUGGAUAUAGAUGAAAUCUUGAAGAGAGCUGAAACGCAUGAAAACGAGCCAGGUCCCCUGACUGUAGGGGAUGAGCUCCUUUCCCAGUUCAAGGUUGCCAACUUUUCAAAUAUGGAUGAAGAUGACAUUGAAUUGGAACCUGAGAGAAAUUCAAAGAACUGGGAGGAAAUCAUUCCAGAAGAUCAAAGAAGACGAUUAGAAGAGGAAGAAAGACAGAAGGAACUUGAAGAAAUUUAUAUGCUUCCAAGAAUGAGAAACUGUGCAAAGCAGAUAAGUUUCAAUGGAAGUGAAGGGAGGCGGAGCAGAAGCAGGCGGUACUCUGGCUCUGACAGUGACUCCAUCUCGGAAAGGAAACGACCAAAGAAGCGCGGGCGGCCACGCACCAUCCCUCGGGAGAACAUUAAAGGAUUUAGUGAUGCGGAAAUUAGGCGGUUUAUCAAGAGCUAUAAGAAAUUUGGUGGCCCUCUGGAAAGAUUAGAUGCGAUUGCUCGAGAUGCUGAACUGGUCGACAAGUCAGAAACAGAUCUCAGAAGACUGGGAGAGCUGGUGCACAAUGGCUGUGUCAAGGCUCUGAAGGACAGUUCUUCAGGGACAGAGCGAGCAGGUGGCAGACUUGGAAAAGUGAAGGGGCCAACAUUCCGAAUAUCAGGAGUACAAGUGAAUGCGAAGCUGGUCAUUGCUCAUGAAGACGAGCUGAUACCUUUGCAUAAAUCCAUUCCUUCAGACCCAGAGGAGAGGAAGCAGUACACAAUCCCGUGCCAUACAAAGGCAGCUCACUUUGAUAUAGACUGGGGCAGAGAAGAUGAUUCCAAUUUGUUAAUUGGUAUCUAUGAGUAUGGCUAUGGGAGCUGGGAAAUGAUUAAAAUGGAUCCUGACCUCAGUUUAACACACAAGAUUCUUCCAGAUGAUCCGGAUAAAAAACCACAAGCUAAACAGUUACAGACACGUGCAGACUACCUCAUCAAGUUGCUCAGCCGAGACCUUGCAAAGAAAGAAGCACAGAGACUUUGUGGUGCAGGAGGUUCAAAGAGGAGAAAAACAAGAACUAAAAAGAAUAAAGCAAUGAAGUCCAUAAAAAUCAAAGAAGAAAUAAAGAGUGACUCGUCUCCCCUGCCAUCAGAGAAGUCUGACGAAGAUGACGAUAAAUUGAAUGAAUCUAAGCCUGAAAGUAAAGACCGGUCUAAAAAGUCUGUGGUGUCAGACGCUCCGGUUCAUAUCACUGCAAGUGGAGAGCCAGUUCCCAUAGCUGAGGAGUCUGAAGAGCUGGACCAGAAGACAUUCAGCAUCUGUAAAGAAAGAAUGAGGCCAGUAAAAGCCGCUUUGAAACAGCUUGACAGGCCUGAGAAAGGCCUUUCAGAAAGAGAGCAACUGGAACACACUAGACAGUGUUUAAUCAAGAUCGGAGACCACAUCACGGAAUGUCUGAAGGAGUACUCCAAUCCUGAGCAGAUCAAGCAGUGGAGAAAAAACCUGUGGAUUUUUGUAUCUAAGUUUACUGAGUUUGAUGCAAGAAAAUUGCAUAAACUGUAUAAGCAUGCUAUUAAAAAACGACAAGAAUCUCAGCAAAACAGUGACCAGAACAGCAACGUUACUCCUCAUGUGGUUAGAAAUCCAGACAUGGAAAGGUUAAAAGAGACGAAUCAUGAUGAUAGCAGCAGGGACAGUUAUUCUUCUGAUAGACACUUAUCUCAGUACCAUGAUCAUCAUAAAGACCGCCACCAGGGAGAUUCUUAUAAGAAGAGUGAUUCCAGGAAAAGACCCUACUCUUCAUUUAGCAAUGGCAAAGACCAUCGGGAAUGGGACCACUACAAGCAAGACAGCAGGUACUAUAGUGACAGAGAGAAACACAGAAAAUUGGAUGACCACAGGAGUCGCGAGCACAGGUCAGGUGUGGAAGGAGGUGUGAAGGACAGGUGUCAUUCUGACCAUCGGUCUCACUCGGACCAUCGACUGCACUCGGACCACCGGUCAAGUUCUGAAUACACACAUCAUAAAUCUUCCAGGGAUUAUCGGUUUCUCUCCGAUUGGCAAAUGGACCACCGAGCUGCCAGCACCGGCCCUCGGUCACCUUUAGAUCAGAGGUCUCCUUAUGGCUCCAGGUCUCCGUUUGAACAUUCAACUGAACACAAAAGUACACCUGAGCACACCUGGAGUAGCCGGAAAACAUAACAGAAGCUGAUAACUUGUCUAUGUGGACUUUGGUUUUAGCCAUAGAUGAUAAACCAACACAGUAAUUGCCUUACAUGACUUGAAAGAUGCAACAGCUCUUCUAUCAGUAGCAGUAUUGUUACUUCUUCCCAGGACGCAAGGUCUAUUAUCCCAACAGAAGAGAAAAUAUUUUUAUAUUUAAGGAUUAUGCUGCACUGUACUGCAGAUAUGGCAGUACUUUUUUUUUUUUUUUAAAGAAAUGGAAAAUGUUUACUAUAACAGGGACCUCAACACUGCCCUCCCGUGUAGGCUGAAUAAACUGUUUUUAUGUCAGUGGUUUCCGACUGACUCCAUUUAAAUUAUGUUUGUAUAUGAACUUUACUCUGACCUGUGAUCAUGUUUCAGGAAGGAAUGAAAGAGAGUUCUUUUCUUAAUAAAGAAAAAACACUCAAGGACUUUGUUCACUUUCCAAAGCUACUUGUUUACAUUGUACACUGCGACCACCUUGCCGCUUCCAUCACAAGCUUGAAUAUUUAAAUCCUGUACUUAUGUCUGUAAUAUAUCCGGGAAUUUCCUGUUUGUGAUUAUUAUUAUGCCUUUUUACAGAAGAAGAUGGCUGUAAAUUAUUGUAAAUGUAUUAAUGAGCUCUCCUUCCUCGCCCUUCUCAGGCUUGUUUUCCCAGACUGUUCCUUUCCCUACCAACUCAGGCCUUCUUUUUAAAAAAAAAAAAAAUCAGUGUAAUAACACUUUUUAAUGAUUUGUCUUGAUGGAAUCAUUGUUUAGAAUGUAAAAACGGGGAAAGGGCCACUUCUUCCUUUGAGUCCUCUUUUUAUAUCGGAUUUUUAUUAGAUACGUGUUUACCCCUUCUUUUGGAAGUCAAUAUUAUGUUUGUACUUUUACCAGAGAACUGUUGGGUAAUACGCGAAUCAUAAACUUGAUGCUCUGGGAACUUUUUCAGAUGCAUUUGGUUUAAAAGGGUAGGUGUAUGAACACUUUCAGAAUCCAAAAUGGCCAAAAGUUACUGUAAAUCCAUGUCUUUUCCCUUCUCAUGUAUGGGCAAUAAUGUCAAAUGUGCUAUGCAGCCAGGUUAACAUUUUAGAUGAAUUUGAUUAACUUUUUAAUAUAAACUGUUACAGUGCACACUGAUUGUACAUAAAAACCUUAUAUAUGACAAAUUAAAUUUAAGAAAAAGGAUAUGUGGGCUCCUGUAGUUUUGUGCUCCACUCUUGUUCCCUCAAGCAUUUUAUCUUUGUUUCUUUUGUUUUGUGUUAAGUAACAGCUUCCAGGGCAAGAAAGGUAUCUUGGUAAACCACUGAAAGUUGAUUGUAGUACUGCAACUGUGUGUUUGGAAGACUCCGAAUCUUUCUAUGAAAGUCUGCUUUCCAUAGCUGUUACUCUUCUACGGUGCCUUACUUAUUCACAAUUUUUUUCUUAUAUUCAGUGGGAAUUUUUAAUGUAUGCUUUGUAAUCAUAGAUGAUUACUUCUGGAUGUGUCUCCAAUGAUUAGCUCUUGGGGAAAUCUAAAAGUUGGUCUGUGGAUUUAUAUUUUCCUUUUGUAUAGCCAAGUCUAAAGUUUAUACAAAACAACCUUUUUAAAAAGCAGUUAUAUCUUUGACAUAAAGUUAUCCUGAAGUCAAAGAUAAGUUUUUAUCUUUGAUAUGCGAGGUUGUGUGUUGGGGGAAAACUCAACUUUGAAACAUCUAGUUAUAAUUAAAAACAAAAAUGAUGAUAGAACUCAGUGCUGGCACACAGUUUUUAAAAUUCUCACUUUCUCCACAUUUAAGAUAAAUGAUCAUUUUAUUCCUGAAGAACAUUUCCCAUAAGUCCUGAUAUUAACAGCAAUAGCUCAGGGUUAGCACUACAUGCCCCUGUGGCUAGGUCAUUUGCUUAAAAGCCUGUUUGUUGUACAGAUUUUGUAGAAAAAUAAUGCAUUUUUGAAGAAUGGGCUCUUAAUUUCUUUUAUUUUUAUUUUUUCUUACCAGUUUGACACUUAAUUGAGUUAACUAGCUGAGUUGACUGCAAAUCUAAAACUGUAUGUAACAUUUAUUGAAUCUGUUAAUUAUUUGUAAAAAGUCAUCAAUUACAUAGUAAAGGAGCAAGCCAUAAAGUGCUAAGACGCAAUGGAUAGCGUCAGUAUGUAGCUACACCAAGGGCAUUAUAGAAGUGCUUAUUUUGUGUCUUUUACAUGCUCACUGCUCUAUUUUCAUCCAUUUGUUUAAUUUUUUAAGUGAGAGAUUAUGCAUAGCAUUGUACCAAUUAACC
Chionomys nivalis (European snow vole) is the source of this 7853-nucleotide messenger RNA. It is a transcript of the gene Chd1, whose product is annotated as chromodomain helicase DNA binding protein 1. The record is from RefSeq and is a predicted model, not a curated record. Gene Ontology annotation, biological process: nucleosome organization; regulation of transcription by RNA polymerase II. Gene Ontology annotation, molecular function: histone binding; ATP-dependent chromatin remodeler activity; DNA binding. The coding region runs from base 483 to 5612 and encodes 1709 amino acids. Gene Ontology annotation, cellular component: nucleus; chromatin. The transcript has 36 exons. Lineage: Eukaryota; Metazoa; Chordata; Mammalia; Rodentia; Cricetidae.